AAAAACAAAGAAAGAAUGGAUAGUUUGUCAGUAAUGCUUCAGUUCGAUGAGGAAAGAAUGCCAGAGAGGGUAAAAAUAGGAUACGUAAGCUAUCCAGUAAGACCUUAUGUGCCUCCUCCGCUUAGAUGCUUCAAGUGCCAGAAAUAUGGACAUGUUAGUGCUGUUUGCAGAGGAAAACAACGCUGUGCGAGAUGUGGGGGUGACCAUGAAUAUGGUAAAUGUGGUGAAGGAGUGAAGGCUAAAUGUUGUAAUUGUGGAGUGCUUCACACUCCAGUCCAGUCGGUGGCGGUAAAUGCACCAAAAAGUUGGUUUGCCAUCCGCCAUAAAAAGGUAAAAGAAGAAGAAGAAGAACUCCCAGAAUGCGAGCAGCAACAAAUAUGGCGGAAUGACUUACAGUUGAAGAUGUUGGCUUGGCGCGUUUCUGUGGCUGCUGCUGUUCGCGGUUUAAACGGAUUUGGUGUCGGAUGCGGCGCUGGAGUUACAGAAGCGGUUUCUCCGCAGAAGAGAAGCAAGAGCGACGCGGUGAACGAACACGAAGAACUUAAGGUGCUCAAAUUCGCCAAGCUGACCGAGAACGCCACGACACCGAGCCGAGGAUCAAGCCGAGCCGCGGGAUUCGACCUGUACAGUGCAUAUGACUACACCAUCGGGCCGAUGGACAAAGCUCUGGUCAAGACAGACAUCCAGAUCGCGGUUCCUCACGGAUACUACGGCCGAGUCGCUCCUCGCUCGGGUCUCGCCGUCAAGCACUUCAUCGACGUCGGCGCUGGCGUGGUCGAUGAGGACUACCGCGGGAAUCUGGGAGUCGUGCUCUUCAACUUCAACAAAGAGCCGUUUGAAGUGAAGAAGGGCGAGCGCAUCGCUCAGCUGAUCUGUGAGAGAAUCUGUUACCCAGAGCUGCAGGAGUUACAGACGCUGGAUGAGACGGAGAGAGGAGCGGGAGGCUUCGGCUCCACCGGCACCAACUGAAACUGUUACUGUCUUAAAUGUUGACGUUGUAAACAAUGUUGUAUUUAAAUUUUACAGUUUAAUGGAGUGAAAUGUGUUCAUUUGAGGAAGAAACAUUUAAUUAAUUUCUCACUUAAUGACAUUGUCUCUCAGUGAAAUAAACAGAAGUUUUUGCAUAAA
Carassius auratus (goldfish) is the source of this 1128-nucleotide messenger RNA. It is a transcript of the gene dut, whose product is annotated as deoxyuridine triphosphatase. The coding region runs from base 16 to 969 and encodes 317 amino acids. The transcript has 8 exons. Gene Ontology annotation, biological process: dUTP catabolic process; dUMP biosynthetic process. Gene Ontology annotation, molecular function: dUTP diphosphatase activity; magnesium ion binding. NCBI's taxonomy places the organism in Eukaryota, Metazoa, Chordata, Actinopteri, Cypriniformes, Cyprinidae. The record is from RefSeq and is a predicted model, not a curated record.